Rotaria sp. Silwood1 is the source of this 2520-nucleotide messenger RNA. The record is from the annotation of a GenBank genome assembly. NCBI's taxonomy places the organism in Eukaryota, Metazoa, Rotifera, Eurotatoria, Philodinida, Philodinidae.
AUGUCAGGUGUUUUUUCUACUGUAGUUAAUUUUACUACUGAACAGUUUCUUAAACGAGCUGGUAAACUAUCAGUACUUGCUGAUAUACAAAAUCAGAGUAAAUCUGGUCAGUUAAGCUGUUCUUUAGAGUUUCCUAAGCAUCCCAAGCGAUGUCGACAAAGUGCUGCUUCUAAAAACGUAGUUCUGAGUGCGUCUAUCCAUCUUCUCACUUAUGAUAAUGUUAAAAAAACAAUUUGUCAAGCAUAUGAUGAUGCUUAUGAUCUACUAUCUAAGCUUGAUGUUCAUAUUGCUUUGAAGAAAGCAAAAAAAACUGAAAUGAUUCAAGUGAGCUCCUUUGUACGAGCUCAGUUUGAUAGAAAAUUUAAAAAGGUCUCCUACGAUGAUGAUGAAUCGUAUUUAUCUGAUAAUAAUGAAUCAAGCUAUAAAUUCAGAUCGGAUAUCAAUACUGCAGCGGACUUAGAUGAUGAUAGUUCAUGUGAUGAUGAAACUGAAAAUGUGUCUUCAAUUUCAGCUAGUGGUAAAUCUCAGUUUCAUGGAAUGAGAGUGUGCGACACUAUUCCUUCCUCACUUGCGAAGUCCUACUUUCGUGUUGAACUUGAUGGGAAAAGAAAAUAUAUUCACAAACAGACAGCCUGCUGGCUUUUAACAGAUACUAAUAAUCGUUUGUCAGCUGAUCGACUUAGACGAGUUCAACAAAGCAGUUCUUAGAUUAAUAAAAAGCUUGUAAGAAAUACUUAGAAAUAUUUUGACAUGAUCAACUUCUGCUAUUUUUUAUUGCUUCAUGUUUCUUUUAUUGAUAUUUCAUAGUUCGCUUUUCCUCUAUGUGAUAAAAAAACCAAAAUUCUCUAAUGUGUCAGUUGACUUGAUACCAAUCUUAUUACAAGAUGUAUCUAAACUUCGCAUAUCAGUAGAUGUUUUUUUUUAAAUUGACUCUAGUAUUUUUCAGGGCUUAUAAUUGCCUGUCAAAUUCAUGGUAAUGAAUAUCAAAGAGAAAUAGAGCAGUGAACACGGGUUUACCGAAAGAGAUUCACAUGAAAAGAAAAUAGUAGGCACGGGUUGCCCGAAAAAUGCCUAAAAAUCAAUGUAUGGAUGCGGGUUUACCGAGUAUCAUCCGAAGCAAAAAUAGGUAUAAAUAGGUACGAGUAUUCCGUAUAAAACUUGUCUAAAUUGUUUCAAUCCAUUUUGAAUUUUUAAAUUAAAACCACGCAUAGCGAACAAAUAAGGAUGCGGGUUUUCCGAAUACACAUCCACCUCUUCGGAGUAGGAUGGGCUCUACGUGCCGAAGAGGAGAAACACUGUCUGAAAGUAGUGGCCAACAAUCCUGCAUCUUUUGGUCAAUCGCAAAAUUAAGAAAUAAAAGAGUUAUGUUAAUAAAAACAGUAAAUUAAAGAAAGUUGGAUCUUCUGAUCUAUUGUUUUAGUUUUCUGUUAUUUUUAGAUACAAUGAGGAACCCGCAAGUAUGGUGGGAAUUCCGGAAAUUUUUUGGAGAAUCCUUUGGGAAUCCUGGAAAUCCUAUGGGAAUCUCGGGAAUCCGGUGGGAAUCCCGGGAAUCCCAUGGGAAUCUCGUGAAUCCGGUGGGAAUCCAGGGAAUCCAGGGAAUCCCAUGGAAAUCCAGGGAAUCCAGGAAAUCCCAUGGGAAUCCCGGGAAUCCCGAGGGAAUCCUGGAAAUCUUGGGAAUCCCGGGAAUCCGGAAUCCGCCGUUUCCCCCUUGUCGAAAACUGUAUCUUAAUGCAAGCAGCUUUUCCUAAAAUUUCCCUCAUGCAGAUAGACACAAACUAAAAUUUUAUAAAUAGAAAAUUGAGAGGGAAGGGGUCAAAUUUUAAUACGAGAUAUUUAGGAGUGAUAUACAAACGUUUUAGUGUAUUUCUACAUGUUGCCGAUUCCGAAUAUCAGACUUACUUUUCAUGAAAAAAAACAAUAUUUGAUCGUAAUGGUUUCAGCUGUUGUAAAGCGUGACUCCGAUUCGAAAGCUAGAAAUGUUCUUUUUCUUCAUGUUUUCUUUUCAUUUGUUUCUUGUUUGAGAUUUGAACGAUGAUUAGUUUAUUAUAACAAUAGACAGUAUAUAGUACGAUUCAUUUCUAUUUGUUCUUGGUCAUUUUGUUGUUUUAUACUCAAUUUUCAUAUUAACCUGUACAUAGAUAAAAACUAUGAUAUCAACUCGAAGAGCUCAAUCAAAUGAAACCAAUUUUCAAAUGAAAUCAUUGAUAACUUAGUGUUCAAAUUUUCCAGCAUACACAUUUCGCUCUUGUUAUCUGGUCACUGUUUUCAGGUACUCGCACAUAGCGAUAUGCAUUAAACGAAACACCACAAAGUCUAAUCACGAUUUCACUCUAGAAAGCUCAUACAAUAGCAUUUGAACACAUUCAAAUACUUGAAGUUUUCAACGAUUUUAUUUGAAAAUUGGUUUUCUUUAAACAAAUUCUUCAAGUUGUUAUUAUGACGUUCGUAUAUUUACAGAUAUGCACUAUAAAAGCUAGUUACUUUAAAGAAGAGAUAAUCAAAGAUCUUGACUCGAAAAUU